AAGUGCCCCAUAUAUACCUGAGUGAUGCUGACACAGGGUACACUUCCUGAGAAGAAGGUUCCUGGGUGCUUUGAAGAACAUUCUGAAGAUUGUACUGGAGACAAUAAGUCAAGAAUCUAUUGAAUUCUUCUAGAACAAAAGCCAGGAGCCCCCUAAUGUGAACACAUUAAUGUUUAUUUUGAGGAGAAAAUAUAUAGAUUUGUUUUAAACAACCGUAGAAUAGUCAGCUAAGUCCAAAAAUAAAAUCCCUUUUGGAAGAUGUCACUGAACAACUCUUCCAAUGUUUUUCUGGAUUCAGUGCCCAGUAAUACCAGUCGCUUUCAAGUUAAUGUCAUAAACGAGAGCCAUGAGAGCAGCGCGGCCGUGGCUGACGACACCGACCCUCCACAUUACGAGGAGACCUCUUUUGGGGGUGAAGCCCAGAACAGAUUCAGAAUCAGCUUUAGGCCUGGGAAUCAGGAGCGCUAUGACAAUUUCCUCCAAAAUGGAGAAAGUGCUAAAACAGAUGCCAGCUUUCAUGCUUAUGAUUCUCACACAAACACAUACUACCUCCAAACCUUUGGCCGUAACACUGUGGAUGCAGUUCCCAAGAUUGAGUACUACCGUAACACCGGCAGCAUCAGCGGGCCCAAGGUCAGCCGACCCAGCCUGCUUGAGAUUCACGAGCAACUUGCAAAGAAUGUCGCAGUGGGCCCGGGUUCCGCCGACCGGGUUGCUAACCGUGAUGGGAUGCCUAGAGGUGAACAAGCUGAAAACGAGGGAGAGGAAGAGAAAGACGGGGCUGUGAAGUUUGGAUGGGUGAAAGGUGUGCUGGUAAGAUGCAUGCUGAAUAUCUGGGGUGUCAUGCUCUUCAUUCGCCUCUCCUGGAUUGUUGGAGAAGCUGGAAUCGGUCUCGGUGUGAUUAUCAUCGGCUUAGCCGUGACAGUGACUGGGAUCACUGGUUUAUCCACCUCUGCUAUUGCCACAAAUGGAUAUGUCAGAGGAGGUCUUGGAGUUCUCAUAAUUCUUCUUUCCACCAUGGUAACUUCUAUCACUGGGCUGUCCACUUCUGCCAUAGCAACUAACGGGUUUGUUCGUGGAGGUGGGGCCUACUAUCUUAUUUCCAGAAGCUUGGGGCCCGAGUUCGGUGGGUCUAUAGGCUUGAUCUUUGCUUUUGCCAAUGCAGUAGCUGUUGCUAUGUAUGUGGUGGGAUUUGCUGAGACUGUGGUAGACCUUCUUAAGGAGAGUGAUUCAAUGAUGGUGGAUCCAACCAAUGACAUCCGGAUAAUAGGCUCCAUCACAGUGGUGAUUCUUCUAGGAAUUUCAGUAGCUGGCAUGGAAUGGGAAGCAAAGGCUCAGGUGAUUCUUCUGAUCAUUCUUCUCAUUGCUAUUGCAAACUUCUUCAUCGGCACUGUCAUUCCAUCCAACAAUGAGAAGAAGUCCAGAGGUUUCUUUAAUUACCAAGCAUCAAUAUUUGCAGAAAACUUUGGGCCCAGCUUCACAAAAGGUGAAGGCUUCUUCUCUGUCUUCGCAAUUUUUUUCCCAGCAGCCACUGGCAUUCUUGCUGGUGCCAACAUCUCAGGAGAUUUAGAGGACCCUCAAGAUGCCAUCCCCAGAGGAACCAUGCUGGCCAUCUUCAUCACCACGGUCGCCUACUUAGGAGUCGCUAUUUGUGUAGGGGCCUGUGUGGUCCGAGACGCCACUGGGAACAUGAACGACACCAGCAUUUCGGGGAUGAACUGCAAUGGUUCCGCAGCGUGUGGUUUGGGCUACGACUUCUCGAGAUGUCGACACGAACCAUGUCAGUAUGGGCUGAUGAACAAUUUCCAGGUCAUGAGCAUGGUAUCAGGGUUUGGCCCCCUCAUCACUGCUGGCAUCUUUUCUGCAACGCUCUCCUCUGCCCUGGCCUCCCUCGUCAGUGCACCCAAAGUGUUCCAGGCUCUAUGCAAGGACAACAUCUACAAAGCCCUGCAGUUCUUUGCAAAGGGAUAUGGAAAAAACAAUGAACCCCUGAGAGGAUACAUGCUCACUUUUGUAAUAGCCAUGGCAUUCAUUCUUAUUGCGGAACUGAACACCAUCGCUCCCAUCAUUUCCAACUUUUUCCUGGCCUCAUAUGCACUUAUUAAUUUCUCCUGCUUCCAUGCAUCUUAUGCCAAAUCUCCAGGUUGGAGACCUGCGUAUGGGAUUUACAAUAUGUGGGUGUCCCUUUUUGGGGCUGUUCUGUGCUGUGCAGUCAUGUUUGUCAUCAACUGGUGGGCAGCUGUCAUCACCUAUGUCAUUGAGUUCUUCCUCUAUAUCUAUGUGACUUAUAAGAAGCCAGAUGUGAACUGGGGCUCCUCCACACAAGCACUUUCCUAUGUGAGUGCACUGGACAAUGCUCUGGAAUUAACUACAGUGGAAGACCAUGUGAAAAAUUUCAGGCCCCAGUGCAUUGUCUUAACAGGGGGCCCUAUGACAAGGCCUGCUCUCUUGGACAUUACUUAUGCCUUUACCAAGAACAGUGGCCUCUGCAUCUGCUGUGAAGUCUUUGUGGGGCCUCGCAAGCUGUGUGUUAAAGAGAUGAACAGUGGCAUGGCAAAAAAGCAGGCCUGGCUUAUAAAGAACAAAAUCAAGGCUUUUUAUGCUGCAGUGGCAGCAGAUUGUUUCAGGGAUGGUGUCCGAAGUCUCCUUCAGGCCUCGGGCUUAGGAAGAAUGAAACCAAACACUCUGGUGAUUGGAUAUAAAAGAAACUGGAGGAAAGCUCCCUUGACAGAGAUUGAAAACUACGUGGGAAUCAUUCAUGAUGCCUUUGAUUUUGAGAUUGGUGUGGUCAUAGUCAGAAUCGGCCAAGGGUUUGACAUCUCUCAAGUUCUUCAGGUGCAAGAUGAAUUAGAGAAGCUGGAACAGGAGAGGCUGGCUUUGGAAGCCACUCUCAAAGAUAACGAAUGUGAAGAAGGAAGUGGGGGUAUCCGAGGCCUGUUUAAAAAAGCUGGCAAGCUGAACAUUACUAAGCCAACUCUUAAGAAAGAGAGCAGCAUUAACACAAUCCAGUCGAUGCACGUUGGGGAGUUCAACCAGAAGCUGGUGGAAGCCAGCACCCAAUUUAAAAAGAAGCAAGGGAAAGGCACGAUUGAUGUUUGGUGGUUGUUUGAUGAUGGAGGGUUAACACUCCUUAUCCCCUAUAUCUUGACUCUCAGAAAAAAAUGGAAAGACUGUAAGUUAAGAAUUUAUGUUGGAGGAAAGAUCAAUCGCAUUGAAGAAGAAAAAAUUGCAAUGGCUUCCCUUCUGAGCAAAUUUAGGAUAAAAUUUGCAGACAUCCAUAUCAUUGGAGAUAUCAGUGUUAAGCCAAACAAAGAGAGCUGGAAGGUCUUUGAAGAGAUGAUUGAACCAUAUCGUCUCCAUGAAAGCCGCAAAGAUUUAACAACUGCUGAGAAAUUAAAGAGAGAAACCCCGUGGAAAAUUACAGAUGCAGAACUGGAAGCAGUCAAGGAAAAGAGUUACCGCCAAGUCCGACUGAACGAACUCUUACAGGAGCACUCCAGAGCUGCUAACCUCAUUGUCCUAAGCCUUCCAGUGGCAAGAAAAGGAUCUAUAUCCGAUUGGCUGUACAUGGCGUGGUUGGAAAUCCUCACGAAGAACCUCCCUCCUGUCUUACUAGUUAGAGGAAACCACAAAAAUGUCCUGACGUUUUACUCUUAAAACAUAAAAGAUUAGAACACAUCUUAAUGUGUGAAUAAUUAAGAAACAUGUUCCAGUACUGUCUGUUAUAAACCUAGUCUAUGGAUAUGCAAACCUCUGGAGACUAUUUUAGAGGUUUCCACAUAAACUGUAUCAUUAUUUUUUAUUAGUAGGAGCUUUUUUUUUCCCCAUCAGCUUAAGGGGGUGUCAGAGCCAGUGCUACUCCUAGAAAAACAUCUUUGUCAUGGGGUGCUGUCGAUAAACAAGAAAAUUAAGCAAACCCAUGCUGACUUAUGCUCAUCACAACCAACUUGAUUAUAAGCUUCUUCAGCUAACAAUCUUAUGUUUGCUUCAAGGCCCCCAAACAGGCCUCAGUCCCACAGCAGGUUCUUAUUAAAUGCUUAUUGACAGGCUGGUAUUGUAAACAUGGGUGGUUACCAAAGGAAAAGACCAACUGGGCAGGAUAUGUGAUUAUGCUUGGCCUUCUGAGAGGCUUAGACCUACAAAGAAGAUCUGAAAAUCAAUAACUGGACACUUUAAGAAGUACUUGACUCUACAAAAUGUUUAAAGCAGUUACUUAAAUAAGGUUAUUUAAGUGAUCUGAGUGAUCAUUGAUAACAUAUGGCUUCAAUUUGCUGCUUACUGAAAAGUAUAUUAGCUGGAUUAGAAGGUAAUAUAUAUUCCAAUUAAAUGAAACAUGUUCUACUCUUAAUAUAUAAACUUUAAGUAUUUUCCUUACUAAAUAUUUGGAAAUUUCCAUCCCAGCAUUUCUUUGCCAAUUUUUUCUAAUUAAGUGGUUAGCAUAGGUGAAAUCUUCAUAGAUGUCUAAUUGAAAACCAUACCACAGAUUAUCAAACCAUUAUAGAUAUAUCCUGAAUCAUGUAUGCAGUUACUUUGUGUAAUGAGUGUAUGGAUUUAAAAGAAUAAUUAAAAUAUGAAGUGAAGAAACUUGAAAAAUUUAGAAUAUACAAGAUUGAUUUAUUUUUUCAUUUUUUGUUAUUCCUACAAUGCUUAAUCACAUUGAAAAACCAAAAAGAAUUUUUUUCUUGAAUGGAGGACUUGAUUUUUUUUUUCCUCAUGUUUUGACUGUUCUGAUAAAGUAUAAGGGAAACAAUGAGCCUGAAAUAAAAGCACUCAAAUUCA
Molecule: messenger RNA, 4779 nt
Organism: Manis pentadactyla (Chinese pangolin)
Lineage: Eukaryota; Metazoa; Chordata; Mammalia; Pholidota; Manidae
Gene: SLC12A1
Product: solute carrier family 12 member 1
Exons: 28
Coding region: 259-3657 (1132 amino acids)
Biological process (GO): chloride transmembrane transport; cell volume homeostasis; potassium ion homeostasis
Cellular component (GO): membrane
Molecular function (GO): sodium:potassium:chloride symporter activity
Source: RefSeq, a predicted model, not a curated record